Molecule: messenger RNA, 3033 nt
Organism: Drosophila albomicans
Lineage: Eukaryota; Metazoa; Arthropoda; Insecta; Diptera; Drosophilidae
Product: thyroid receptor-interacting protein 11
Exons: 12
Coding region: 194-2836 (880 amino acids)
Source: RefSeq, a predicted model, not a curated record
GUGCCUUGAGUUAGCCAGCAUUCACUUUUGCGUUUGACCUGAAACUGUUUGGCUAAAUUACACAAUGCGUGUCUAGGCUUAAAUUCAAACUAGCAAAGUUUUCAUUUUUUCUAUCAACUAUUUUUCCAUUUUUCGAGCAAAUUUUCAUAUUCUUUUCCAAGAACAAUUUUUCAUUCGCCUUUAACUUUUUGUAAUGAAUCAACGACGCGGAGGAUUCCAAUUGGAUGCCACCAGCAUGGGGCUAACGACAUCAAAGCCGCCCAUUGCCAAGACCAAAAAACAAACAGAGCAGCAACCAACGUAUCUCAGCGGAGGAGCAACAACCGGUGAAGCUACAAGGAAUCCUCCCAAGCCGGAGCCGCCGAGUGGACACAGCACAGAGAACUUCAAGGCCAGUGUGGAGCAGCUGCGCGGCAUUUGCGGCGAUGGAGCGAAAAUGAAUUUCGAAAUGAAUGAAAUGUUCCUCAAGCGACUCGAGUCCAUCGACACCGAAGCGGGGGGAGACUCGGAGCUUCGCUUGGUCACUCUUCAAGAUUGGGUGGAUCACCUGCUGCAUGUCAACUAUCUGCUCUUUGGCAACAUGAGCGCUCUUGAAAUGGACGUCUUCAAGAAGAUCAUGAAUGCUUUUCAAGAGCGUCGAGGUGAACAGCAGCAAACGCUCGAUGAGAAUCGACGAUUGAGAAAGGAUAUUUGUGCCAUCAUUAAGCUGGUGCAGGAAGCGUAUCACCACAACAAAUGGAACACCAACGACAUCUGCCUGGAGACCAUGACCCUCAAUCAACUUCUUGGACUGCAGGAAUGCCAUUGUCAGCCCUUGGAAAGCGAAGCCGAGAAGGUCACCAAGUGCAUGCAAUCGCUGGCCAACGAAGUGGCUGCCAAACACGAUGAAGUUUGUCAACUGCAGGAACAGCUCAAAGGCAUGGACGAAAUUGUCCAAACGGCACGACAGAAGCUAAUCCUCAAGGACAAAUGCAUAGCUCAACUAAAUCAGCGACUAGUGGAAUUACAAGAUUGUGUGAGCAAAAUGUCAAUGGACACGCAAAAUGUCAGUAAGGAACGUUUGGCAGCCAUCGAUUCCUGUGCGAAUCUGGACUUGGAAUCAUCGAGCUGCCUAUUCGAGAGUCUCAACCAAAAGGAUCAACAGACGAGUGAACUGCUUCGUAUGCUGAACAUUGAACUCACCGAGUUCAUCGAUUUGGUCAGCAAAAAUGAUCUGCAAGCCAUCGAUCAUCAUCGCAAGCUGCUCUCCUGCUUCUUCGAAAGAAUUAGUUUAGAUCGCACUACAACACAGAAUAACUUGGAUUCUUUACGUAGUCAGCUAAGAAACUUGGAACAGAAUCUGGAAGAACUUGAAGCUCCGAUUGCUGCAAGUAGUGAGAUUAUCAGCGACGAAGGCGAUGCACAGCUUGUGGACAAAUUGCGUCGACAUGUGCAAUCGAUUAUCGAUGGCAAAAAACAGCUCAAUGUCAGAAUACAACAAUUGGAAACUCAAUACAGAGUUCAAUUGCUGGAAUUGCAGUUUUCAUACGAGGCAGAACGUUCGGUAAAUCAGAAAAACUGUCAGGCAUUAAAAGAAAUUGCAGAUCUCUUCUCCAAGCUGCGUCGCUCUAGCUUCACCUACGAGGAACUAUACGAAGACUCAUCGAGCAAUAAUCCUUUCUGUUUGGCCAUCCUUGAGAUGCACGAAAAGCUGAGUGAAAUAGAGAACAGCAAAGUGAUGGAGGAACUCUGUCAGAAUAAUGAACGCUUGAUAGGUCAAAUCCACAGUCUCAAAUGCGCUCUCGAGGAUCGGGAAGGUCAAAUCACGCAGCUGCGCAGUGUGAUGGAAGGUUAUGUUGAUGCCACAGAAACAAAUCGCCUCAAGGACGAAAUCUACACGCUCAAACAGAGAAAUAUUGAGCAGGCGCAAAAAAUAAGUGAAAUAGCCGCAUUAUUAAAGCAACAAGAGGAGGAACGUCAUAAGCUGUGCAGCAACUAUGAGCAUCUUUUAAAUGCAAAGGAUGAUCAGAGCAAGGAGCUGAGACGAGCGAAAAAGGACGCACAAAAUCUGCUGGAUCGACUCAGUGAAGUAGAAAGAACCCAAGAGGAUCUCAAGACAGAGCGCAAGCUGCUGCGUGAGGAGAUCGUUGGACUGAAGGAGAAGGAAGCGAGAAGCACAGGACGUGAGCGAGCGAUGACCGAUCAGCUGAGAUCCCGUCAACAGGAGCUGGAGAAAUCACGUACGCUGCUCCGUGACAUGCACGUCCAUCUGAAGCAGGAGGAGCGACAACACAAGGACACCGUGGAUCGUUUGUGCCAUGCCAACGAGGAGAUAUCACUGCAAAUGCAGGCGAUGUCCUGUGAGUGCAAACAGAUGCAGCAAAAGCUGAAAAAGCAGACGCUCAUCGCUGAGCAGCAGCAACUGAUCAUCGACACGUUCCGCAAGUGGAAGGAUGCUCAGAAAAGAUCGGAUGAGGCAAUGCGCAUGUGCAUUCGGGGUGCCGAGGAACACGUCAACAGGCUGCUGGACGAGAAUCUACGCCUCAGCGAGGAGUACAAGUUGCUCUUUGGUGACUAUGCGGUGAUCGAAGCGGAGAUGCGACGCGUCAAGAGGGCGGUCAACAUGAGGCUGCCCUCGGGUGGCGCACUCUCCGAGGUUGUUGUCAGAGGGCAGAAGGUGCAAGAGGAAAUGGCAAAUCGUUUGAUCCUCAUGCGCACCACCUCGAAGCGGCUCACGGAACAGGUUCGAAUGAUUCAAACGCCUCCCUCGCCGUCUCCACACUCUCUACCAGCGAAUCCGAGUCCCAACCAGCAGUCGCAGGAGUUGACAUUGUCCACAAAUGCUUGUAUACAAUAAUAAUUUAUACAUUCAUACAUUUACAUUAAGCAUACAGCACAAAACUUUACAAGUAACACAACAUUCUCUCAUCCCCUGUCCAAUUCCUAUUGUAAUUUCUACUUGUUCUCUCUCCUAAAUACACAUUCGGCCAAUCAUUGUAAAUUGAAAGUUGUAAACUGUAGCGAAUAAAAUUAAUUAUAUGUGCUUUGUCGAAA